GCGCACGUGGGUGUUGGAUUACAUGUCUGGCGACACAACUGUAAAACCAAGAGUGGACUGUGCUCAAUAGUUUUGCGGGACUAUAUGUCGUCAAUCCAAACGGUUGGUGUUGGGAGAGGCGAACGCAUCCGGGCGGACGUCCACCUCGCUUCGCUCGGGGUGUAGUCCGUCUCCCCGGCACUCACACACACACACACACACACACACACGGCCGCUUCCAUCUCUCCGUGCAGCCCACUUCAUUGUACUGACUGCGUUAACCAAUUAGGCGAGAAUUAAGCCGUCUGGGGCGCAGUGGUCUCCUUCCAGCGCUUCCAACGGGGACCGACUCGCCGCGGACGGACGCGCCGGAGAAGUUUGGAGUGCGGGGCGACGCGGAGAGACUCGACACGCAGCUAUGCCCUCAGUGAUGGAGCGCUCGGGGGCCGGGGUCCUGUCCAGGAGCCGAGCCAAGACUGUAACCAACGGCAACAGCCAGCCGCACUCUGAGGAAGAGAGCAGCGAUGAAGAGCAUGCUCAUGACAGUAUGAUCAGAGUGGGAGGGGACUACCAGGCUCAGAUCCCAGAGUUCAAACCAGACAGUCCAGCACGCUACAAUGAAAAGGACCAGAGGAGCAUGUUGGUGUGGUGUCCCAACAGUCAGCUGUCUGACGCAAUGUUGGAUGAAUACAUUCUGAUGGCGAAAGAAAAACACGGAUACAACAUGGAGCAGGCCCUGGGCAUGUUGUUGUGGCACAAACACGACGUGGAGCGCUCACUGGCCGACCUCGCCAACUUCACGCCCUUCCCAGAUGAGUGGACGGUGGAGGACAAAGUUCUGUUCGAGCAGGCCUUCAGCUUCCACGGCAAGAGCUUCCACCGCAUCCAGCAGAUGCUGCCAGACAAGCUGAUCUCCAGCUUGGUGAAGUACUACUACAGCUGGAAGAAGACCCGGACCAGGACCUCGGUGAUGGACCGACAGGCCAGGAGGCUGGUCAGCAAGAGGGAGAAAGAUGACAGGCAUGAGAAUCCCUCACACUUGCUAAAGGGGCAUAAUGAUGAUCUGGAGGAAGGAGCAGACCCUGGCAGCGACAGUGACUUUGAGAUUGACAACAAGAAGGAGGCAGUGAAGCAGAACCCCAGCAGCACCAGCUCCGACAAGGCUGCCCCCAGUCGCUCGGGGCCGAUAAAGAAGGAGAACAUCGGGGCUCAGUACCGCCACCACCCGCUUCGAGCUCGCCGCAGGCCCCCCAAAGGCAUGCACCUGGAACAGGGCGACAUCAUGUCCCUCUCCGCCUCCCACGACUCCGGGGUGCUAACUAUACGACAGUUGGACACACAGCUGGUGUCGCUGAAGAGACAGGUUCAGUCCAUCAAACAGAACAACAGCAGUUUGAAACAAAGUCUAAAUGAAGGCGUUGAUACUCUCCGACCUGCCGAGCCCGCCCCAAAGAUGAACUCUCGUUGGACCACAGAGGAGCAGCUCCUGGCUGUGCAGGCUAUCCGUCGUUACGGUAAAGACUUUUCCGCCAUCGCGGAGGUGAUAGGGACCAAGACACCAGCUCAGGUGAGUUCGUUCUUCGUGAGCUACCGGCGCCGGUUCAACCUGGACGAGGUGCUGAGGGAGUGGGCGGCCGAGCAGGUGGCGACCAGCCGAGACCAGAGAGACCCCAGGAGGAGCGGCGAGGAGAUGGCGGCGGCGGCUCCAGACGGAGGCGCAGAGGGCGACGAGGUCAAAAUGGAGGACUCCCCAUCAGACGCUGCCGGCAGCUCCUCUCCCCCCUCCUCCACCCAGACUCCGUCUUCCCUCUCCCAGCCACCCCCGCUGCUGCGCCCCGCACCUCCCUCGGCUCCCCCCAGCCUCCUCCGCCAGCCCCCUCCCCUGCAGACCCGCCCACUCCAGAACCGAGCGCCCCACAACCACCCUCCCCCUCCGCUCAUCCGUCCGGCGGUGACCUCCUCCACCUCCUCGUCCGCCGGGAGCUCCAGCCUCAGGGCCUCGCCUCCCAGUUCCUCCACUGCAGCGGGGCAGUUGCCUCCCUCGCUGGUCGGGCUCAAGGUGGAGCAGUCCUAGUCGCACUGAUGACACACACACACGCACACAACAGUAGGAGUAAAAAAUACACACACGCACGCACACGCACACACACACACACUAGCAUGCAUACACUACACUGUCUCCUUUCUCAGAAAAAAUUCCUCCACCUUAUAACUCCAUUGCCCCUCGCCUUCGUCAUUUGGGCCAUGACACGUCACAUGACCACGCUGUGACUGAGUGUGAUGGGCCCCCUCGACGGGUCCACUCCACUGGUGAUCUGAGGCUCCUUUACUGUACCGACAAACACCUACCUCCAGACCAUAGUCCUCUAGUGUAACACACACACACACACACACACACACACACACACACACACACACACACACACACACACACACACACACACACACACACACACACACACACACGUGCUGGGAACUCAAAACGAACACUACCUGCAAUCACCUCCCUGAACAAGACAGAGACACUGGAUCAUCAAGCUCUUGAAGCCACGACCACAGUGAGCAAACCCACCUGCCCGUCUCCAUGGCAACUGUUGAACAUCUGGAUUGUGGAGGAGUGUGGUUGAACCCACACACACGCACACACAAAAAUAUAUAUAUAUAUAUACUGUAGGUUCCACUGGGCAGGUAUGAAGUCAUCCAAACAGCAUUCAGGUAAAAACAAACAAUGAAUAAAUGUGGGGGAGGAAAAGAGGAGAAACCCUGAGGAAGAGUUUCCCCCUCGCCAGAGCCAAAUCAGCUCCUCCCGAGAGGUCGCGUAGAUUAGAAACUCCUUCACGCCGUGAUGGAAUCCGCCUUUUUCCUUUGAGCUCUGCUUUAAACCUUGACCCUCAAAGAGGAGCGAGCAGGUACGUCUUUUCAAAGAACCCGCGCUUCAUAAUCAAAGCCGCGGCUUUUAAUUGGGCAAAAAAGUAAAGAAAAUGGAAAAAAGAAGAGCAAGAGAUCCCAUCCUCUCCCUCUUCGGCCAUAGCCAUGUAUAACUAGUAUUAACUGGAGUGAUGUUUUCCUGUUUCCUUUGACUAGACCUUUGAGGGUGAGCCCUAGAUAGGCAAGUUAGUUACUGUAAGUAGUUUAGGUAGUGCAUACUUUAUGAUGAUGAUGACUAUUGACCGAGCACGAAGGGGGAGGAGUCUUUCAACAUGCCACUGGACGGUUUCUGGGUCCCGUGUCGGCGGUUUCCUCUGCUUCAUGUCCGUUCGACUUCCCGGGGAAGACUUGUCAGUCGUGAAGAGCCCCGAACGCCGGCCGCCGUGAAGAGCAGCAGCUUCUGUGUAACGUGUGCGACUGUUCAAACUCUGCCGGGAUGACGUUUUGUCUACACUGAACAAGAAAAAAAGGAAAAUGUUCUGCCAAAGUCUCGUUAUAUUGCUUUAAAAGCACAUUGUUUUCUCUCCAGUCUCCAGUUCAGCUGACGAGCAUCAGAGGAGGGAUCUGACGGGAAACAGUGUUUGCUUAGGUUCGACAUGUCGGAGAUAUUUUUUUGGGAAGUAAUUUAUUCACUUGUCUGUGGAGUUUAACUAAAUGGAAAGACGCCAACUUCCGUAUGAAGCUGACGCCAGCGGCUGGCAAACUUGACAGCAAUCUAAAUCUGUGAUUAAGACUUUACUUUUUUUAAUUUAUACAACACAAUAAAGACAAGUUGACCUUUACACGCUCUUUUAUGGAUUUAACAAAUGAACCGGUCGGAUCUCUUUCCUUUGGACCAAGUGUUUCCCUCCGUCUCCAGUCUUAACGCCGUCUGCUGGUGGAAGCCUCAACUAACUCACGGACACCAAGCGCGUCUGAGUCGUCUCUCGGCAAGACGGCGAAUAACGUCUGACCUUUCGUUUAAGGUUAAUGUUUCAGUGGGACGUCCAAAUAACCGCUGGAUACUUCAGCCAGCAUGUGAAGGUCAUUCCAGAAGUGUGUAUUUGACCUUGUGAAGCUUGUGAAGCUUGUGUGUGUCCCGGUGCCUGGGAAGGAGUUUUCUGCUGUAAAGUCAAACCAGUUGAUUCAUUUCCACAUUGAACCGUCUGGGAAAAACGCUGCACUUUCCCCCCCAGUCCCUGAACGGCUCAGGUUGUGACGGAACAGCAUCGUCCGGUGAGACCAUCAGUUCUUACUCCCGUUUGCUGUAUCACACCGUUAUUCAAAACUGUGUUCAGUGCUGCUGCUCCCACACAAACACACACUCGAACACUCAUCACCUGCUUUCGUUAGCAGACGCCUUCAGCGUUCACUCUGCCGAGGCGCCGAGCCCGAGGGGAUGGAAGCGCUUCGCCUUUUCACUUUGCCUCGACUCCUUUCCUUCCAUUUUUGUCCCUUUGUUUCAAGAACUGCUCGUGUGUUCUGUACGUGAGAAGCUGUUUACAUUGUGGAAACUGAACUGUUUGUGUUUGACAGAUUGUUUUGUUUUUUAUUUAGAAUAAAGAAAUGACCAAAUGCUA
Messenger RNA from Scophthalmus maximus (turbot), 4466 nucleotides. It is a transcript of the gene rcor2, whose product is annotated as REST corepressor 2. Gene Ontology annotation, biological process: negative regulation of DNA-templated transcription; regulation of transcription by RNA polymerase II. Lineage: Eukaryota; Metazoa; Chordata; Actinopteri; Pleuronectiformes; Scophthalmidae. The transcript has 14 exons. Gene Ontology annotation, molecular function: transcription corepressor activity. Gene Ontology annotation, cellular component: histone deacetylase complex; transcription regulator complex. The coding region runs from base 398 to 2053 and encodes 551 amino acids. The record is from RefSeq and is a predicted model, not a curated record.